Molecule: messenger RNA, 1859 nt
Organism: Equus caballus (horse)
Lineage: Eukaryota; Metazoa; Chordata; Mammalia; Perissodactyla; Equidae
Product: keratin-associated protein 12-1-like
Source: RefSeq, a predicted model, not a curated record
ACUCAGGAGUGGGGCACAAACAGGUCCUGCCCAUGAGUGUGUGUCUGGGCCCAGGCGGCUGUGCAUUUGUGGAAUGCGUGCACCACACUGAACUGUGUGUCAGUGUAUAGGGACCUGCUGCAGAGAAAUCUUGUAAAUCCAGCCCUGGGUCUGUCACCUCAGGAGCUACUUGUUCAGAAAUACCAUCUACUGCAUUAACUUCUCAAAACUCCCUCACUCAAGGGUGGAGUGGAGGCGAAGUAAAAGGGACCUUGAAUUGUAAAAAUGGUACAGAGGGUUAUCCAACUUCAUAAUCCAUGCUUUACAGUCGGCAGCACCGGGGAGGGCAGACUGUACUGCAUGAGACUCACUCUGCCACCCUCCCUGUGGGCUCCACGGGGCUGUGGAAGGACAGGAAGAGCCCCAGGGAGGAGGCAAGAGCAUUGCUGGACUCCAGGGACUGUGUUCCCUCCCCUUGGCUGUCCCAAACAGGCAGUGCAAAGACCCGCUCCCAGACAAGGCACCCCCAUACCCAGGUCCCAAGUGACCCCGUGGUGACAUCCGCAGGCCACACAGCUGCCUGGGGUGCUCUGCUGGAAAUGUCCAGAGUCGGACCUUCCACAUCCAGCCCACAUCUCUCCAGCCGCAGCCCCCAGGUGCCCUCCACUCGCCCCUGCACACAUCCCUGGGGAGUGUUGGGUCGAGCUGUGCUCUUUGUGGGGCUGUGUCUCCAUGCAGGAGGUCACUGGCUUUCUUCAUCUCCCUUCUCUAACUGUGAGGCUUCCUCCAGACAAAGAUCCAAGGUCACCCCUCCCACAAGUUCUCUGUGACCACACCCUUCAGUCUGCACUUGCCCUUUAGGUGCGAGGUCUCCGUCUCCUUCCUGUGCAGCCACCAGGCCAGCCCUCAGUCCAGCUCGAAACCCCAGGACACACUCCGGUUUCCGGGUGUAACAAGAGCUGGAGGAAGGGGCAAUUAGUCAUGAGGUUAGAGCCAAGCCAACAACACAACGUCUACACCACAGACCAAGUUCUGGGAGCCAGGCUGGAAGAAGCAAAACAAGGAAGACAACAUCGUGUCCCGUGUUGUGUAGACACCUGCCGCUCGGGUAUAAAGGCCGCCCCGGGAAGGAGCCUGCAGACACCACUGCCCUCCUGCUCCACAGCAGCCCAGCCCCACGCCAGCAUGUGCCACACCAGCUGCUCCUCAGGCUGUCAGCCGGCCUGCUGCACACCCAGCCCCUGCCAGGCGUCCUGCUGUGUGCCCGUGAGCUGCCAGCCAGCCGUGUGCUCACCUGUGAGCUGCCAGCCAGCCGUGUGCUCACCUGUGAGCUGCCAGCCCUCCGUGUGUGUGGCCCGCACCUGCCAGUACUUCUUGCGCGUGCCUGUGAGGUGCAAGCCCACCGUGCUUGUGGCUGCCCCUUGCCAGUCCUCUGGGUGCUGCCAGUCCUCCGUGUGUGGGGCCCCCUCCUGCCAGUCCUUCGUGCGUGUGCCUGUGAGCUGCAAGCCUGCCAUACUUGUGGCCCCCUCCUGCCAGUCCUCUGGGUGCUACCAGCCGUCCUGCCCCACCCUGGUCUGCAGACCCAUCUCCUGCAGCUCCCCUUGCUGCUAUUGACCGCGAGUCCCUUCUCAGCUGCAUCAGUGCAGAUGGGUCCACACCUGUAGCCCUCCCAGAACGAGUGGGCCUCCAGCUUCUGCACACGGCAGAUGGAAAGCGUGCUCACCGACCCCUCUGAACUGCAUGGUGAGGAUGUGGCAGGAUGAUCUGGAUCCCUCCUUGACCUGCCCAUCCCCUCACGGAAGCCCUGGCUCCCAGGGUCCUUCUCUGUCUCCAGCAGGAAACCAAACCUCCUUGUGAGCAAAAUAAAUUGUGAUUUCCAA